Molecule: messenger RNA, 2551 nt
Organism: Ciona intestinalis (vase tunicate)
Lineage: Eukaryota; Metazoa; Chordata; Ascidiacea; Phlebobranchia; Cionidae
Source: RefSeq, a predicted model, not a curated record
GAAAGGUGCAGAAUAGACUGACGAAGUUGGAGCAAAACAUGUUUGCUAAGAUCGUUUUCUAUGUUGUUGCGGCGCUUCUCAUCUGCACUGUUGUGCUGGCAACUGAAACUACAGACACAUUAGAUAACGGAUGCACUAUUACCAGAAGUUCUACAGAAGCCGAAGCUGGAAAUAUCACUGUUUCUGAUUUGAUAGCGUUAUGGUUCACUGAUCCUCCUCCUCAUCUUAAUUGCUCCGGCAAAGGACACAAAAGAUUGGAUGUUGAAGGGGUUGUAUCAGACGCAAAGUCACUAACAGUUUCCUACAAUGAUCUGGUUGAAUUGCAAGUUGAUGAUCUUGAGGAAUUCACUCAACUUACAAAACUGGAAUUGAAAAUGAACAAACUUGUAAGAAUUUCACCUUCAACCAACAACCUGACCAUUUCAACACUUGUGUUUCUCUCAAUAGCAUAUAACCGACUUGAAGUCGUUCCUACUGAAGCACUCAAAUCUUUCCCAAACCUUAGGAUUCUAAUUCUACACAGCAACCAGAUACAUACAAUAGCUCCGGAUGCUUUUAAAUAUAAUGGAAAGAUAACUCAUCUGAGCAUUGGACCAAACCCUGUAGUGGAUUUUAAUGGAGAAUGGAUGACUGGAAUGAACCUAAUGUAUUUAAGUUUAAACAGCAUGGGCAUUCGUAUAAUACCUGAGCAGUUUAAAGAAAUGACAAAUCUAAUGUGGACGAAUCUAGCAAGCAAUAAGAUACGCAGAAUCAAUGCAAGCACUUCUCUUAAACUGACUCAACUCGAUACAAUAUAUCUCGCCAAUAAUGAAAUCGAAUACAUUGACAAAGAUGCAUUUAAAGGUGCGGUAAAACUUCGAGACAUUGAUCUAUCCGAUAACCGAAUCCAAACCCUUGAUAAGGGAACAUUCAAGGAUAUGAAAGGUGAAAAUCUUGUUUUGAACUUACUGGAGAACCCUCUUGGAUGCGACUGUAACACUGCUUGGUUUAAAAGCUGGACAGAUGAGGUAGGGGCUCAAAAUUUGGCGACCGACAUUCGCUACAAAUGUUACCAACCAGCAAGAAACCAUGGAAAGAAACCAUCCCAGUUGACACUGGAUGAUUUCACUUGUAGAUCAUCUGAUGUUAUUUGGGAAGAUUGUAAUCAGCCUCAGCCAAUAGGUCGACCAAGUUCAACAUUGUUAACAACAUCAACAGCCAGCACACAUUUACCCGAUAUUGAUGUAGCAUGUCCUUCUAUGUGUUCAUGUUAUGAUGAAAAUGGAAUACUUUAUCAUUCGCCUCCGAAUUCGCAUAGCAAUGAUGAAGGCUGGAUGCAUUGGAUGAGCAAAUCAUAUCCAAUGGUUAAUUGCAACACUGCCAACUUGGAUAGAAUCCCAUUAGGAAUCAGAAAAGAUGUUAAAACUCUAACUUUGAGUGGGAACCACUUAAAGUUGUUAGAUGUCGGGGAAAUUUCCCAAUUUCCUGAUUUGGAAAAGCUUGACCUAAAAAAAAACAUGAUCAUGACAAUUCGAACUUCUCCUGCUAUGAUGCCAAAACUAACUUUCCUAAACUUACGGUUAAACAACAUCAGCGGGUUGUCCAAGACUCAUUUAAAAUCUUUCCCCAACCUUGAAGUGCUGACGUUACAGCAUAAUAAUAUUACCAAGAUACCAAACGACUUGUUCAAGUACAACAGAAAAUUAAUUCGUCUUUACAUCGGACCAAACCCAAUCAAAUCUUUCCAAAGUAAUUGGUUGGGCACAUUAAGCUUGCGAAGUUUGGCUUUAAGAAAUGUUUCAUUAACAAAGAUUCCAUCUCAGCUGCUAUUACAGAAAAACUUAACAUAUGUUGAUAUGAGUGACAACUACAUAACUACAAUUAGGAAUAAAACAUUUUCCAAACUUACAAAACUCAAAUGGCUCAUUCUUGAAAAUAAUAGAAUCGCAAAUAUUCAAGCUAAUGCAUUCAAUGGUGCCACUUCACUGAGGAUGAUUGAUUUAUCGGAAAAUAAUUUGAAGACUUUGCCCGGCUCUGUGUUCAGCAAUAUCAGCAAAGAACGACUUAAUAUUGAAUUAUGGGAGAAUCAGUUCAUGUGUGAUUGUAAGAUGAAGGAUUUGAAAAUAUGGAUUGAAAAGAUGGAAGCUUUAGAUCCAAUGGCGGAUAUAAGAUUCAAAUGUAAAACACCAACAAGAAUGCACGAGCAAGUUUCGGACCAAUUAAAUCCAGAAGACUUUGUGUGUCAGAACGGGGACUCUGACGUAGUAAUAGGUUCCAUUUGUAAAGCUUGCCCAAACCCUACUGGCCAGAUUAUACUUGCAAUUGUAUUGACUUUUAUCUUUACAUUGCUGAUGGGAAUUAUUGCGUGGAAAUGCACUUUUCGACGAAGAUAUGGUGACUUAUUACAAUACGCAAAAGCAAGGAAUGACAAUGGUUAUGAUGAGGAAUUUUAAAGUUGUUUAUUUUUUAACGAAUAUCGCGAUAACAGCUGAAUAAUUUACUACUUGCUUGAAGUUUUUUUCUAUAAGAUCGUGUAAAGUUAAUUUCUUAAUAAAACUUGUAUAAAAACAAG